Paramecium octaurelia is the source of this 760-nucleotide messenger RNA. The record is from the annotation of a GenBank genome assembly. NCBI's taxonomy places the organism in Eukaryota, Ciliophora, Oligohymenophorea, Peniculida, Parameciidae.
UAUUGAUAAUGAAAGGUUUCCAUUUACUUAAAUACACCUUACCCGGUGAAUAACCAAUCAGUUAGAUAUUAUCAGAAAAAGAAAGAGGAGAAUUGUUUCUUGGAAAUUUAGAUUGCCUACAUAAUUAAUAAGUUUUAGAUAUACAUAACAUAAAUUGUAUAUUGUCUAUCUGUACAGAAGAAAGUAUUAUAUCUUAAUACAUAGAAAUUAUGAUGGGCCCAAAAUAUAAAUAAAUUUAUUUGGACAUUCACGACAAUAUGAAUUCUCAAAUUAGUAAUGUUUUUGAAAAAUCUUACUUAUUUAUUGAAAAUGCUUUGAAAUCUCAAUAAAAUGUUCUUGUUCAUUGUGCAGCAGGAAUCUCUAGAUCAGCUACCCUUGUAUUGGCCUACCUCAUGAAGAGUUAUCAAUACACCUUAGAACAAGCACUAAAAUAUCUAAAAUAAAAGAGACCAUACGUUCGACCUAAUCCAGGAUUUUUACUAUAAUUACUUGAUUAUGAAAUGUAUUUAAGUAGUAUGAGUUUAGAUUGCUAUUUGGAGCCAUUACAAGCAAUUUAGGACCGGAACUUACACCCUUUGAUGUUUAAAGGGAUGCUCAAUAUAAACCUUAACCUAAAGUAGAGUUGAGAAAGAGUCUCCCUUUGAAGCAAAUUCCUGGUCCAUCUCCAGUAGCAAGAGUAGAAAGGAAAACACAUACAGAAAUACUGACAAGGGUUUCUUAAUCGUUAUCUACUUUUCAACCAAAAGCCUUCAAGUCAUGA